CGUUGUCAAAAUUCCUCCUAAUUGCGACAGGAGCCAAUUCGACACAAGUUUUCGUCUAAUAAUCGAUAAACUCUCAAAGCUGUAGCUGCGAAUGCCUUGUAUUUAAUUUGAACUGACGGGAAAAUGUGAAAAGUGAGUUUAAAAUAUAGCAAAGUUCUCGUGUUGAAUUCACAUCGUGAUUAUAUUAGAGGAAAACUCGAACUCUCGAAAGGCCACUAAUUAGAUUACCGUGAAAAAGAGGGUGUUUCCCUGUUUUCUUUGUGGAAAUCGCGGAAAGACUUUCUCGAAAAAAAUGCAUCUUGGCGGAGAUAUUUCGAGCGCUUUACAGCAAAUCGAGGCUAUUAAAAAGAGCAUCGAUGAGUCGGACGACCCGAAAUUGCAAAUGGGAACGGCGGAUAGCCUGAAAACUAUCCUCGAUAUUCUGCAGGAUCCGGUAUUUCGGACUAUUGUGCAUGUGCAGGACUCCCUGGCCGAGCUGAAUACACAACUUGUCCAGCAUCCAUCUAUGCUACCAAAUGAUUUCGACAUCGACGUUUCUGGGAAUUUGAUUUUGAGUGUGCCCAGUGCUGCGGACUUGUACGAAGCCGAGUAUCCUGACGAGCAACGUGUGCCCUCUGCUCAGCUGUCUCCACGGAGCCCGAAUAGCCCAGCAAACAAUAGUUACUUGGGAGGCGUAACGCCAGAUCACGCCCUUGCCGAAGACCAUGGCAUGUACUUGAAGAAAACUCGACCUUAUUCGGACUUGAAUCGCACUGCGGACGAAGAAAGACCUCAGUCGGUUGUCAGCGACUCUUCCAAACACGGAACCGAUCUGCUUUCGUCAGAAUGGGCUCAGAUUCAAGCCAUUGAUUUGAUAAACGACGGUACGGGGCUUGGUUUCGGAAUCAUUGGAGCGCGGUCAUCUGGAGUGAUUGUAAAGACAAUCCUAGCUGGUGGAGUUGCGGACCGUGACGGUCGGUUGCAGAGUGGAGAUCAUAUCCUCCAAAUAGGCGACGUAAAUCUCCACGAUAUGGUUUCGGAGCAAGUGGCAUCCGUGCUCCGCCAGUCGGGAACUCAUGUCCGUUUGGUUGUAGCCCGUCCUGCGGAACAUGUGAAACCCAAAUACGAACUAGAAAGCGGUUGCGCAAUAGUUCCGUCACGUUUGUUGCUCGAUCCUAACGAAUUAGAACGGUAUCUGAUUGCAGCUGGAUACCCCGAGAUAUUCGGCACUCUAUCAACCCCAUCCACACCCCUGCAAGUUCCGGAGAAACGGUUCAUGUUUGGCGAGAAAGAGUCUAUCGCGAAUCGGCCUCCGAUAGCAGCUCCUGUGGAUUUCGACGAGCUCGACUUACCGGAAACGGAAAAGUUUCAAGUUGAGUUGAUCAAGGAUGCCAAUGGGCUAGGCAUAACGAUCGCUGGAUACAUUUGCGAGAAAGAGGAGUUGUCGGGAAUAUUCGUGAAAAGCAUAUCACCGGGAAGCGCCGCGGAUUUAAGUGGUCGCAUCCGCGUAAAUGAUCGCAUUAUCGAAGUUAAUGGACAGUCACUUCAAGGCUUCUCAAAUCAUCAAGCGGUGGAAAUCCUUAAAAACAGUGGAAACGUAGUGAAACUCGUAUUGGAGCGUGAUCUCCGCGGUCCCAAAUAUGAACAGUUGCAACAAGCUAUUGCGGCCAAUGAGAUAAAACAGCCGAGCGCCCCGUCUACCCCAGCCAGGAGUCUUCCGCCACCACCUGUCACGAAUACGCAACUGAGAGGAGCCAUUGGAACCACGAAAAUCCAAUCAUCUGAAGAGCAGGAUGUAGAAUCGAAUUCAUCAACUAUGCAAUUGCCUACUUCCGUCGAUCGGAAGAAGCCAUUAGAGGAGCCAACAUUGAGUUCUUUCGGUAGCGGAAAGAAACUUAUCAAUGCUCGCGACUCCUUAGAAAAUGCCAAGCAUUCUUCAGACACUUCUUUGAGUCUACCCGACUCGAAAUCUGGAACUAUAGAAGAUGAGGACAUUCUCCACGCUAAAAAUGCUGCCGUGAUCUACAAACACAAAUACUAUGUGGAGCCGGAGUUGACGAAAGAAAUGGAAGUAGCGAUAAUCCGUAAAUGGAGGCAAAUCGUCGGGCCAGACGUGAAAAUAAUUGUCGCCCAAAUAAAAAAGUUCGCCGCAUCCAGUGGGUUAGGAAUCUCCUUGGAGGGAACAGUGGAUGUCGAAGGUGGGCGUGAAGUUCGUCCUCAUCACUACAUUCGAUCGAUUCUCCCAGAAGGCCCAGUCGGUCAGAAUGGCCUUCUGAAAUCAGGUGAUGAGCUUUUGGAGGUAAACGGACAACGUUUACUUGGUAUGAAUCAUUUAGAGGUGGUUGCAAUCCUGAAGGAGCUCCCGCAGGAUGUUCGAAUGGUUUGCGGACGUGGAAAGACUGAACUCAUUCAAUUCAAUGACGACUCGUUGUCGAAAAACAUCGGUUUCGGAGGAUCUCAACACUUGGAAAAUCUGUUGCCUGCAUCAGAUCGACUGGUUAAGGCAAAGUCAGAUGGUAGUUUGGCUACUUCGGGUAAUACUUCAGACGAUGCUUUUUCGAAGCUGAAAUCCCGUUCUUUGGAGCCACUGACGGGCUUAGCAAUGUGGAGCUCGGAGCCACAAAUUAUUGAGCUGGUGAAGGGUGAACGCGGCUUGGGCUUCUCAAUUCUUGACUACCAGGACCCUCUGGAUCAAAACGAUACGUUGAUUGUUAUCCGCUCCUUAGUACCGGGCGGAGUAGCUCAGCUGGAUGGUCGUCUGAUCCCCGGAGAUCGACUUCUUUUCGUGAAUAAUAUCAAUUUGGAGAAUGCGUCUCUAGAUCAAGCUGUACAGGCUUUGAAGGGGGCUCCGAAGGGUAUAGUUAGAAUCGGCGUAGCCAAACCACUCCCGAUGACUGACAAUUCAAUCAAGUCGACAACUGGCACUGGCGAGGAUUCGAAUCUUUCAUUCAAUGUUUCUAGCAAUCUUUCAACAAUUGAUCCCGAUAUCAUCCCGGAUUUGAAAAAAUAAUAUAGUAUUUCCAUGGAGCGGCCGGAAUUCCAGGUUGUUGCGGAAUUUUUCAAGUGCAUGGUAAACCUGGCAGCAAUUUAUAGAGUCUCUCUAGCCAAAGUGCGUAGACAACGCCGGCAGCGUCAAGGAUUUGAAUGAAAAACUGUUUCUUGGAUGUUGUACUUAAUGCGACUAUUUUCUUCCACAUUCCUUUCUGAUCUGGAUCAGUUUCAAACGUUUUAUUUUCAAAGUAUUUCCCUCUAACAGUAUUAUUGGGCUGAACGGUAUAUCUCGGGGGAAUAUCUGUCUUAUCUCAUGGUUAAGGGUUUUAUGAAUGUUUUAUAUUUUAACGGAAACAAUUAAACAAUAUUUAAUAUCGUUAUAACGUUGACUUCUAGAGGAUAAAUAUUUUAAGCAUAACAUUAUGACAUUUAUGUGAAAAUAUGAAUUUAUGUAUUAAUAAAUAAAUAAAUCGUUUAUUUUGUAUGAUAAAUA
This is a messenger RNA of Hermetia illucens (black soldier fly), 3463 nucleotides long. RefSeq names its product patj homolog (gene Patj). The record is from RefSeq and is a predicted model, not a curated record. NCBI's taxonomy places the organism in Eukaryota, Metazoa, Arthropoda, Insecta, Diptera, Stratiomyidae. The transcript is spliced from 2 exons. Bases 293 to 2989 code for a protein of 898 amino acids. Gene Ontology annotation, molecular function: protein binding.